UUUUUGUCUGAAAACCAAAAGGAAAAAAAAAAUAUCUUUCCUUUCUUUGGACGGUCUCUCUUGUUCAAUCUCUCCACGAUUCUACCUUUGCGUUAUCCCCAAAAUUCGCAACCUUUUUUUCUCUCUCUUCAACACAAUGGGUCCGCUUGCCAUCACCCAGCUAGCCACCGGUCUUAGCGUCUUAGCCGGCGCGGUUUUAGUCAAAUCGGUUCUUGACCAAAAGCCUAUGGCCGGUGGUCCUUUCCCUCGUUGUCCGACCUGCAACGGUACGGGACGUGUCACGUGCUUCUGCUCUCGAUGGUCUGAUGGAGAUACUGGAUGUCGCAGGUGUUCCGGUUCUGGUCGGGCGGCUUGUAGCAACUGCGGAGGUACCGGAACCGGUACACCUUUACCGGUUCAGAUCACGGUUCGGCCGCCGAGUCGCCCUUUCUAAUUCCAAAGAUUUGCAUCCACUCUGAUGAACUGGUUGUUCCAGGAGCAGAGAUGAUAGAGUUUAUGGAUGUAUCUAAGUCAUCCAGCUCAUCGUCACUCGUGUAUUGUUUCUUAUAUACCGAUGACCCGACUUCUGAUAAAGAUGGGUUGUUCAGCUCUCCUAUGAAGCGUUUUAUGGAAUCUGUAGACGGCAUUAAGUAUACUGUUGGUGAUGCUGCACACGGGAAGACUAUAAUGCAUCCAUUAUCUUCUUCGCUCAAACCCUGAGUUUCAGACAAAAGGGUUUGUCAAGAAAAGACACACACACUGACUAUUGUAGUGUGAAGACGGUUUUUAUUCUAACCUCGGAGUUCAGAACGUCGAAUAGCCUUCUAGGGAUUCUGUGCGGGUUAAACUCAUCUGGGACAAAGUUUCGUAGAACUCUUUUUAUUAUUGGUGGACCAAGUGUUGGACAAACCUUUCAGAAAAAAAUAUUAGUCAAAAAGUGUUUUUGGAACAAGAAGAAAUGAGAUGUGAGUAGUGUAGCUACUUACCUCUCUUCUUGUGGAUUCGUCUGCAAGCAUUUUGAAUGGAAGCAUCAUUAGAUCGCCUAA
This is a messenger RNA of Brassica napus (rape), 1025 nucleotides long. RefSeq lists its product as uncharacterized. The transcript is spliced from 2 exons. The coding region runs from base 137 to 433 and encodes 98 amino acids. NCBI's taxonomy places the organism in Eukaryota, Viridiplantae, Streptophyta, Magnoliopsida, Brassicales, Brassicaceae. The record is from RefSeq and is a predicted model, not a curated record.